Molecule: messenger RNA, 2484 nt
Organism: Lotus japonicus
Lineage: Eukaryota; Viridiplantae; Streptophyta; Magnoliopsida; Fabales; Fabaceae
Product: receptor-like cytosolic serine/threonine-protein kinase RBK2
Exons: 9
Coding region: 227-1993 (588 amino acids)
Biological process (GO): protein phosphorylation
Molecular function (GO): ATP binding; protein kinase activity
Source: RefSeq, a predicted model, not a curated record
UAAGCUUAAUAAAGCCGUUUUUGUGGCAUGAAAAAUCGGUGUGGAAGUAAUAACAUACAAACAAAGAAACAACGUUGUAAGAAAAAUCAUGCGAGCCGCUACUUUCAUUUCAAUGUUGUUGUCUCUUUUCUUUCUCUCUGAGUCUAAUCUAUGCGUGCGCGUCAUUCCCGUUGCUAGUUAACCCUUUUGGUUCUCGUAGAUUCUUCUUUUUGCCAUAUUGGCCACCAUGAACGAUCAACGAGAACCACAACCUUCCUCCAGCAAUGGCGUCCAGAAGUUAGAUAGAAGACAAUUGAAACUAAAAGAGGGUCCUUCUCUAAGAGGCAGAAGACCACGACCUGGCUUUUCUGAUUCAUUUUCAAACAUUGACUUGGAAGCUUUAGAGAUUGAAGAGGGAGGGUUACCCGAGUCCUCUCCAAGAAGUCAAGAAUCCGAAACGAGUUCCAGGGCCAGCACUUCUGAUUCUGAAAGCAAUACUCACCAGUGGCGCGGUUUCUUUAAAAUACUAAAGAAAGGAUCCCAAAUGCCUUUCCAAACCUUUCAUCCUCUCAAAAAUGUUCCGAAGCUGACUAGAAGAAAGAGCAAAAGAAUCAGGGAGGACUUGAUUCCAUCUCUGAAUUCACCAGCUCUUCAGUCAUCUUUUGACUCUGAUAUGUACUGCUUCAAAUCUUCCUGGAAAAAUUUCACUCUCGCAGAGAUCCAGGCUGCAACCAAUGACUUUAGCCAUGAUAAUUUAAUUGGGGAGGGAGGCUAUGCUGAGGUUUACUUAGGAAAAUUGGAAGAUGGAAACUUUGUUGCAAUCAAACGGCUUACAAGAGGGUGCCAAGAAGAAAUGACUGCAGAUUUCUUGUCUGAGCUUGGCAUUAUAGUGCAUGUGGACCACCCCAACAUUGCUAGAUUGAUUGGAUAUGGUGUUGAAGGGGGAAUGUUUCUUGUUCUUCAGUUAUCUCCACAUGGAAGCCUUUCAUCCAUACUUUAUGGACCAAGGGAGAAACUGAAUUGGAACAUCAGGUAUAAGAUUGCUUUGGGAACUGCUGAGGGCCUUCGCUAUCUGCAUGAGGAAUGUCAAAGGAGGAUUAUUCACAAAGAUAUCAAGGCUUCUAAUAUACUGCUCUCAGAGGAUUUUGAGCCUCAGAUAUCUGAUUUUGGCCUCGCAAAGUGGUUACCUGAUCAAUGGACUCACCACACUGUUUCCCAAGUGGAAGGGACAUUUGGAUAUCUUCCUCCUGAAUUCUUCAUGCAUGGCAUAGUAGAUGAAAAAACUGAUGUCUAUGCUUAUGGGGUGCUAUUGUUAGAGCUCAUUACUGGAAGACAAGCUUUGGAUAGCUCACAGAAAAGUCUGGUGAUGUGGGCAAAACCUUUGCUAUCUUCUAAUAACACCAAAGAGCUUGUAGAUCCAGUUAUGGUUGAUGCUUAUGAUGAAGAGCAGAUGAAACUAGUAAUCUUAACAGCUUCUCUGUGCAUAGACCAGUCUUCAAUUCUGCGACCGCACAUGAGCCAGGUGUUACAAAUACUAAAAGGUGAAGAAGACGGCUUGAAAUUGAUAAAAGAGCGGCAGAAGUCAAAACUUCAGAGGACAUACUCUGAAGAACUCUAUGAUGCAGAAGAGUACAACUCAACUAAGAUAUUGAGUGACAGGGAUCGACACAUGGAGACUAUUUUAGGCUCGAGUAACUCUAUCAAAGAAGAAGAAAGCAAUAAAAUAAUCACUUUGAGUUUGAGUGAGAGGGAGAGACACAUGGAGACUAUUUUAGGCUCCAGUUCCAUUAACUCUACCAAUGAAGAAAGCAAGGAGAGCACUUUGAGUGAGAGGGAGAGGCACAUGGAGACUAUUUUAGGUUCCAGUUCCAUUAACUCUACCAAAGAAGAAGAAAGCAAUGAAAGCACUUUGAGUGAGAGGGAGAAACACAUGGAGACUAUUUUAGGCUCCAGUUCCAGUAACUCCAUCAAAGAAGAAAGUAACUCCAUCAAAGAAGAUGAAAUUGAAAAGUAGAUUAUGGCUUGUGAUUCAGAUGUAUCAUUCAUGGAACUACAGAAGCUGAAAUAGAAAAGCAGUAAUUUAUUUGCAGCACAUGACUUGAUUCCACUUGUGGAUCCAGAGCAAUCCAUAACAUGGGUUGAAGAGCUUAACAAAGACCAAAGAGAAACUAAGAGGCAGAACCUUAUGUGUCUGUUCAAUGUUUAAUCAAAAUCGUGAUUGCAAUUAGGGUGUAAUUCGUGAGCCCCACUUAACCCUUCAGGAGGUUUGCUUAAUGGGGAUUACAGUUUUCCAUCUUUUCUUCCACACAGCUCCAGUGAUCAUGCUCAACUAAUCAUGCCAUUUUCAGCUAGUUGUUUGAUCUUUCUAUAUUAAUGUAACCACAAGUAGUUCUAUUCUAUCCAAAGGAAAUUUCUGAGAUUGUAUAAUUCAUGUAAAAUGAUUUAUAUCUAAUAUUCAGUUGUCUUUGUCUGUUUUAUUUAACAGAAAAAACACUUUCAAUUGCA